This is a messenger RNA of Saccostrea echinata, 959 nucleotides long. Its product is annotated as tyramine beta-hydroxylase-like. Gene Ontology annotation, molecular function: dopamine beta-monooxygenase activity; copper ion binding. Lineage: Eukaryota; Metazoa; Mollusca; Bivalvia; Ostreida; Ostreidae. Bases 23 to 952 code for a protein of 309 amino acids. The transcript is spliced from 7 exons. The record is from RefSeq and is a predicted model, not a curated record.
GAGUUUUGGGUUAAUCAUUCUUAUGAGUCCUGUGGUGUUUUGUACCAUUUGUCCAGCGCUUCAGCAACCAGAUAUUCGGAUUUUAGACAUCAGACUGAAACCCCAGUCCGUCCCUAAACAACUAACUACAUAUGCAUGUCAACAAUUUCAGGUCCUGGAAACAGAGACCUUCCAAGCCGUGGCAUUUGAACCUCUUGUAGGAAACAAAGAUGUUGUUCAUCACAUGCUUCUUUUUGGAUGUGAACGUAGUAUAGGUACAUUUGCCAUUCAUCAAUGCGGUGAUGUAGAUGCUUCGUGUAGGGCUUGGCUUACACAGUAUUCUUUGGGUGUACGAGGUCCUAUCUGUCUGCCAAAAGAUGUCGGGGCUACGUUUGGGAAAAACUCUUUUACAAAGAUGCUUUUGCAAGUCCACUGGAAUAAUAAAAAUAUUUCGGAUAACAUAACAGAUGACAGUGGAUUCCGAAUUUAUUACACGACUCACCUACGGAAACACGAUCUCGGAAAUAUCCAAAUUGGUCAGAAUGAAAUUUCGAUACCACCAUUAUCAGAAACCAUCGUCAGAGGGAGCUGUAGUCACCAGUGUACCCGAAUAUUUCCACAUCCGAUUUAUCUCACAAGAACAUAUAUCCAUAUGCAUUAUCUAGGAAUAAAAGGGAGACUUGAGAUAUACAGAAACGGUAGUUUUCAUACUCUUAUUGCAAAAGAUGAAGAAUACAUCUAUGAUAAAUCUCCGAUCCAUGAUCAUCAUGCGCCCAUAGAAGUUCUACCUAGUGAUGAAAUAAAGUUAACAUGCACUUUCAACACGCGUGAUGGACACAGAAAAAAGGAAGAAACGGUUCAUUUUGGAGAAGGAUCAGAGGCAGAAAUGUGUUAUGCAUUCAUAUCCUAUUUUCCGAGGAUCCAUGGAUUUGACCAGUGUAUUCAAAUGGGCGAUCAGAAUAUAAACUGCUGAAUUAAAG